CCCGAAAGGACGACUCGGGUUAGGUUGAUUGACUGGCUCGGCUGCAUUUAAUGCCAGUGUGUGCGCGGAGCCUGCAGCUUGUGUGCCAGGGCUGAAAGUUCAAAUCUCUUUCAAUGCAGACAAUUUAGAUAAAACACUAACUCCGGAGAUGACCGUGUGGAAUCUGCAUUGAAAGUGUGCCUACGCGCGUGUGAUAAACAUCAAGAUCUUAAAAAAUAAAUAAAUAGGGAAGUGGAUUUAUAUGUAUAUAGCCUAGCUUUAUUUCAAAUUUGAACAAUAAUAAAAAUGCCUGCGAUGCUAGAAGUCUCCGGGAAACGAAGAGCACGGAACGCCGCAUCCAACAGCACUAAUAAAAGUUUUGCGGCGAACGGGAGCAGCAGCCACUCGUGGGAGGAAGGGAGCUGCGGCUCUUGCUCCAGCGAUGAGGAGCACGGUGGCGGAGGAAUGCGGGUCGGAGCUCAGUACCAAGCCGUGGUCCCAGAUUACGACGCCGAACUUGCAAAGAGCUGCCAGGAGAGGGAGAACUUUGGCAUGCUGGUCUGGUCUCCGAAUCGGACUGUCUCAGAGGCGAAGCUGGAUGAAUAUAUUGCGAUUGCCAAAGAGAAGCAUGGCUACAACAUGGAGCAGGCCCUGGGAAUGCUCUUCUGGCACAAGCACAACAUUGAGAAGUCCCUGGCCGACCUGCCCAACUUCACCCCCUUCCCAGACGAGUGGACCGUGGAGGACAAGGUGCUCUUCGAGCAGGGCUUCAGCUUUCAUGGGAAGACCUUUCACAGGAUCCAGCAGAUGCUGCCUGAUAAAUCCAUCGCCAGUCUUGUCAAAUUCUACUACUCCUGGAAAAAGACCCGGACCAAGACCAGCGUGAUGGACCGCCACGCACGCAAACAGAAACGGGACCGUGAAGAGAGUGAUGAAGAAAUGGAAGAAAACGUGAAUAACUCGAGUGAUGCUGUGAUUGAUGCAAACAAGGAAGACAAAAAAGAGGUAGUCUUUAAGGAUCAGUGUUCAAGCCACAGUAUCAGAUUCCUGCACUUGAAAUGCUUAUUUUCAGCCAACAAGAGCGCUGCUGGUCAGGAGAAGCAAGAAACCAAGCCAGUGGUCAUUAAUAAGGUAUUAAAGCAGGGUGCCACGGCUGACAAGACUGCCCACGUGAAGAGAGAGCCCCAGACGACCCCAGGCAAGCACCAGCACAGAGCCAAGAAGAAGCCCCCGAAAGGGAUGCAUCUCUGCCAGGCUGACGUCCAGGCCAUGUCUGCCAGCUCCACAUCUGCUGUGAAUGUGCUCCGGCAGCUGGACAUGGAGCUGGUUUCAAUAAAGCGACAGAUCCAGAGUAUUAAACAGACAAACAGUGUUCUUAAAGAGAAGUUGGAGGAUGGACUGGAUAAGUGCAGACUGCCUGAGUUCUCCUCUCUCUUUCAGGUUACUCAGAAGUUCAACGCUCGUUGGACGACCGAGGAGCAGCUCCUGGCUGUGCAAGCAAUUCGAAAGUAUGGGCGUGACUUCCAGGCUAUAUCGGACGUGAUUGGGAACAAGUCUGUGGUGCAGGUGAAGAACUUCUUUGUGAAUUACCGACGGCGCUUCAACCUGGACGAGGUGCUGCAGGAGUGGGAGGCAGAGCAUGGAGACAAGCAGAGCAGCAAGAGGGAGCCCUCCCCUGACCGCACCGGAGCCAAGAUAUCAGAGGAGGAGGAGGAGGAGGAGGAGGAGGACCAAGAUGAGGUGGAGGUUUCACCCGUCCUUGAUGUCAGAGACCCAUCCGCAUCAUGAAGUCGGUGAAGGGGGUGUUAAUACAAGCAAUUCUGAUCAUCUUGUUUUCUCAGCUGCUGUAUGAAUCUAUGCAGUCUCAGUACAGUAGCACCAAAUCUACCCAGCCAGCCAUCUCCACAGGACUUGAAGCUGUCACCAAAAAACAAAACCAGCACGAAACUGCAGCGCCCUCCCUGCAGCACCCCUGCCUCGCUCUGCUUCACUUGUUAGGACUGCUUUCACUUUCUUGCUGAAAGCCCUGAGGAGCCUUUGUAGCACCCUCUUCCCUACACACACCCAGGGAAUUCUUCUACUUGCACAGCCUCGACUGGACCCGAACAGAGCCGGGACCGCGUAGUUAACUGAGCUUUCCAUCGCAAUCGCUGACACGAGGGGCCAGCUGGGGGUGAGGAGGGGCCCCUCAUUGCAGGAUCUCAUUAGAGGAGAAAGGGAAACAUGGUAAAACCCCAGGGACUUGGCAUGUUAUUGUAAGUAACCCACAGGUGCAGUCUGAAUGGGACGGGUGCUGUCACUGCUUUAGCAGUGACACUCAUGCAGUGGUGGCAGUACAACAGCAUGGCUCUGGAUCUGAGAGUAGUUUGUUUAGAUUGCACUGUACUUUAUUAUAACGCUUAUAUUUACAGUUUUCAUAGAUAGAAAUCAUUGGUGAGCGUGAGCCUGUUCCUGGAACCCAGUCCAAUCCCAGGGCUUCUCACUCAGUAGGCAAUGUAGCCACUUUGUUUAUAACAAAUCUGUUACUGACUGAAGUACAACAGCUGACACGCCCCUGUGUAAAAUUGAGCAGGUCUUUAUGUAGCCCCUAUAUCUAUAUCCUGUGUGUGUGUAAGCCUCGUGUAAUAUUGGUGGUGGAGAGCUUUUCAUAGUCAUGGAGUCUGUUGUACUGUCCUGCUGUACAUUCUAGCAACUGGGAGGUGUUUACAGCAAUGGACAAAAGUUUUGUAUCGCCUACAGUUUUAGGGUUGAGACAUUAAUAAUUAAAAAAAAAAAACAACAACUUUAUGAACACAAUUUAGAUCUUUUAAUUUAACAUCAUGUAAUCCAGGAAACUACAAGAUGAGAUUGCAAGUGUCUACCGGAAGCCAUCAGAGUAGUACAGUGUUUCAUGUUGGAUUUUGAAAUGUUUUUCAUUUUUGUCAAUUCAAUUAUAUGUGAAAACUACAAAGUGGUGUGUAAUUCAAUAUGUUAACAGAACUUCAUUCCACCUUGUGAAGCAGAAUGUGUUCAUUCUAUAGGGUGAUGCUAGGUGUUUGGCCCUAGCUGUACACUCACACUCCUGCCUCAGUCUGCUCACAGUUUUCUCUUUGAUUCUUUUUUUAAAUUGUGUGUGUGAUCAUUUUGAAUCUGGUCGGUUCCAUGCUGGUUCCACUCCGCAGACAGACUGCUGCUUGAUCUCUGGCUGUCGCUGGAACAGUAAUGACACGACUCCACGUAUUUUAGGUUGAUUCUGUUUUAUUAAAUAAUGUGAAUGCUAUAAUUGUAUAAUGUUGGAAAGGGGGAUUUUUGUUUUUUUCAAGCAUUCUGUAAUUUAUUGUGUGCAUAAAUAUGAUGUGUAAUCAAACCCUAGUUCAAAGUAUACCUAGUCCAAUUGAAUUGGGGGGCCAAUUAGUAGCCUCUUAUUGUCUUUUUAUACUUUUUCAUUGAAGUCGCAGUUGUGUGUACAGUGGUUUCAAUUUAAGCUCUUCAUUAUUACUUGAAAGUUGGCAUUAAAUGUUCUGAAACCCGGA
Polyodon spathula (Mississippi paddlefish) is the source of this 3491-nucleotide messenger RNA. RefSeq names its product REST corepressor 1 (gene rcor1). Gene Ontology annotation, molecular function: transcription corepressor activity. The record is from RefSeq and is a predicted model, not a curated record. The transcript is spliced from 13 exons. NCBI's taxonomy places the organism in Eukaryota, Metazoa, Chordata, Actinopteri, Acipenseriformes, Polyodontidae. Gene Ontology annotation, cellular component: histone deacetylase complex; transcription regulator complex. Gene Ontology annotation, biological process: negative regulation of DNA-templated transcription; regulation of transcription by RNA polymerase II. Bases 286 to 1767 code for a protein of 493 amino acids.